Jaculus jaculus (lesser Egyptian jerboa) is the source of this 752-nucleotide messenger RNA. It is a transcript of the gene Npm2, whose product is annotated as nucleophosmin/nucleoplasmin 2. Gene Ontology annotation, molecular function: chromatin binding; RNA binding; histone binding. Bases 1 to 651 code for a protein of 216 amino acids. The transcript has 8 exons. Gene Ontology annotation, biological process: chromatin remodeling; positive regulation of DNA replication. Lineage: Eukaryota; Metazoa; Chordata; Mammalia; Rodentia; Dipodidae. Gene Ontology annotation, cellular component: nucleoplasm; cytoplasm; nucleolus. The record is from RefSeq and is a predicted model, not a curated record.
AUGAGCCACCACAGCACCAGCAGCUCGGCUGAAAGGGCCAGGACCAUGCUGUGGGGCUGCGAGCUGAGUCACGAGAAGCGGACCUGCACCUUCAAACCGCAGGGGGAGAGGAAGGAGUGCUGCCGGCUGUCGCUCAGCGCGAUUUGCCUGGGGGAAAAAGCCAAAGAGGAAGUCAACCGGGUGGAGAUCCUGCCAGGAUCCAGCCAGGAAGACAGGAAGGCACACCCCGUCACCAUCGCCUCGCUGAAGGCCUCGGUGCUGCCCAUGGUCACCAUGACGGGAGUGGAGCUUUCUCCCCCAGUCACGUUUCAGCUCCGGGCUGGCUCGGGACCUGUGUUCCUCAGUGGCCAGGAAUGCUAUGAGAUUUCAGACCUGCCCUGGGAAGAAGAGGAGGAGGAGGAGGAAGAGGAGGAGGAGGAGGAGGAAGAGGAGGAUGACGACGAUGAGGACGAUGUAGAAGUGUCUCUAGAAGACACCCCUGUCAAACAAGCCAAAAGACAGGCGACCCAGAAGAAGAUGAGUGUGGCUAAGAAAAAAAGGCUAGAAAAAGAAGAGGAGGAAGAGGCAAUGAGGUUCAGCCCUCAAGAUAGAAGCCUGGGCAAAAAGGCCAAAUCCACGCCCAAACCUAAGAAGGCGGUGUGCAAGAAAUGAGGAGCCAUGGGGUGUCUUCCGGUGUCCCAGGGAGGGUGUCGCCCAGCUCUUCUGUGUCGCCCACCUGGGCCCUUCACCUGUUUCUAAAUGUGACAGGGUGU